This is a messenger RNA of Chelonia mydas (Green sea turtle), 4462 nucleotides long. RefSeq names its product ganglioside induced differentiation associated protein 1 like 1 (gene GDAP1L1). NCBI's taxonomy places the organism in Eukaryota, Metazoa, Chordata, Testudines, Cheloniidae. The transcript is spliced from 6 exons. The record is from RefSeq and is a predicted model, not a curated record. The coding region runs from base 81 to 1184 and encodes 367 amino acids.
UUCCAUGAGCCCAUGUGAUGCUUGGAUAGUGCAGCUGCUGCUGCUCUCUCCUUCCCCCGUUCUUCCAAUCUCAGGCUGUCAUGGCGACUCCCAACAAUGCUACUCCCACCAACUGCAGCUGGUGGCCCAUUUCAGCUCUUGAGAACGAUGCAGGGAAAUCUGCGGAGGUUGAGGACAGCCAGGACCCAACAGACCCCGCUCUCAGAUCCAAGGAUAGGCUGGUUUUGUAUCACUGGACCCAGUCUUUCAGCUCACAAAAGGUCCGCCUGGUCAUAGCAGAGAAGGGGCUGCCGUGCGAGGAGCGGGAUGUCAGCAUGCCCCUGACUGAGCACAAAGAGCCCUGGUUCAUGCGUCUCAACCUCGGGGAGGAGGUGCCCGUGAUUAUCCAUGGAGACAACAUCAUCAGUGACUACAACCAGAUCAUCGACUACAUGGAGAAGAACUUCACAGGAGAAAAUGUUACCCAGCUGAUCCCCGAUGCCGGGAGCAUUCUUCAUACGAGAGUGGUGCAGUACAGAGAGCUCCUGGACUCACUGCCCAUGGACGCCUACACUCACGGCUGCAUCCUCCAUCCCGAGCUCACCACUGACUCCAUGAUUCCAAAGUACGCUACAGCUGAAAUCCGCAGACACUUAGCUAAUGCCAGCACGGAGCUGAUGAAGCUGGACUACGAAGGGGAGCCCCAGCUGACCGAGCCAUACCUUUCCAAACAGAAGAAACUCAUGGCCAAGAUCCUGGAACAUGACAAUGUGAGCUAUUUGAAGAAAAUCCUUGGCGAGCUGGGAAUGGUACUAGACCAGAUUGAGGCCGAGCUGGAGAAGAGGAAACUCGAGUAUCAAGGGCAGAAGUGCGAACUCUGGCUCUGCGGAUGCAUUUUUACCUUGGCCGACAUCCUCCUGGGAGCCACCCUGCACCGCCUCAAGUUUCUAGGACUGUCUAAAAAAUACUGGGAAGAUGGCAGCAGACCUAACCUACGGUCCUUCUUUGACAGGGUACAAAACCGCUUUGCCUUCAGGAAAGUUUUGGGAGACAUACACACCACCCUUCUCUCGGCCGUGGUACCCAAUGCCUUCCGGCUUGUCAAACGGAAACCCCCCUCCUUCUUUGGAGCCUCCUUCCUUAUGGGAUCUUUGGGGGGAAUGGGAUAUUUUGCUUAUUGGUAUUUAAAGAAAAAAUACAUCUAAUGCUGGCUGUUUGGUGUUUAGUUUGGUGUCUCUGUGCUGUGUGAAAUCACGAUGAAUCUUCAAAGUAACUGUAAUGAAAUUUAAAACAAGGUAUGAAUAAUUAUAUUGUUGAUGUAACAUUCCCUAGUCUAGAAGUAGAAACUUGUACUGCAAGGAAAUAAGACACAAAAAUAAGUCAACUUAUAAAUGGCUUUUUUUAGGUUUAAGUAUUAAACAGUAGCAACCGGUGAGUGUCAUACUCGGGCACUUACUGGGCUUACACACCUGCCAUGGAGUGAAACUGCCCCCGGAGCAGGCAAAUUCCGGUGGAAGAGAGAUGGCAACCCUGGAAAGUUUUCAAAACACCAGGUUACGCUAUGGGAUUUGGAUACUCUGUGCUGUACCUUUAUGUUUUCAAAAUGUACAUUGGCUGCAUCACACAUUUCACAAGUGCAAGUAGAGGGGAUGUUCUUCUAGAAACGGUUACACUCUUCUGAUCUGGGGUCUUUCCUGGAAGCAGAGAGGACACAGCCAGUUGGGAGGUACAGUAGCCAGUCAAGAUCAAGGUGGAGUUGAAUGAUUUAAUUAUUCAUUUUCUUAAUUAUUUCCAUUAAAUCAAAUAUUUUUAAUGAGCUGCUCUUAGAAUGUAUCCACCUGCUUUCUUUUUUUUUUUAAUGUUUAACAUGUGUCUGUUACUAAGAGCCACAUUUAUUUCUCAGUGAUAUCAUUUUGACUUCCAGGCUGAAUUCUGUCAGAAACAGAUUUUUUUUAGCCUCGCAGCUCUUUGCCUUGAUUUUCCUUUCCUGGAUUUGCAAAGCACCUUUCACCGACGGAGUUCUCGGGACUCUGAAAAAUGCAAGCGUUCUCAGAACUUUUCUGCACUUGCCUGAAGAUGCUUUUGUUUUCUCUUUUGUUGGGGGCUCUUCUCAGUAAUUUUCUCCCUGUGUAUUAUCUUAGAGACACUUUGCACAGAAUCACGUUUAUCACUUUCUUGUGCCUUUUGCAUGUUGGAAAGAAUAAUGGGUGUCACUGCUACUCAUGCUUAGAAAACUACGAGAUCCGGAAUAAACCAGAUGGGAGGCGUAACUGCUUUACAUUUCUAAAUGUGUUUAACAUCAGUUGACUCUUAUUUCAAAGGGGAUCAGUAUUUGGAGGGACUGUCAGGUGAUUUGUGCUGUUUCCUUGCACAGUAAGGAUUGAAAUAAAGCCCAAGUGGUAGCAAUAUACCCUCCUUUUCAAUCAAAUCUUUCUAGCGAGAUCUGAGCCUGUUAGAAUUUCCUCUGCCUAGUUUUCAGAGCUCCAAGUGAUCACUGGCAAAUAGCACGGCAUCUCUAGAUUUGGUAGCUAACAAUGAGCACUGCACAAGAGCUAGGAAUCACAUUGUGCCUCACCUCUGAUACAAAGAGGCAAAAGUAGUUUCUCUAUGCAUUUAUGAGACAUAGGAUUUCACAGCAACAUCCAUGGUCCCCCACCCUGCGAGUCAUGAAAUUAUGGAAAAAUUCACCAGAAAUAACAUGAGGGACCAAUGUGUACAUUUUUGGACAAAUGUGCAGGCAAAAAUGCACAAACUUACUCCAUAUUUUCAUGAUCAUUUACACAUACAGUAGAGCAUGCAGUCACUCAGUUUGAGUGUGCGAUCAUUUGCACACAGAUGAGGUACCCAAUUCAUGCACACAUUUUUCUUAGGAGUUAGACCCAUAUUUUUCAAAAUUUGGGUGUGUGCAUGCACACAUGCCUCCAUUGGUACAUGCAAAACCCUCAAACCAGUAUUUGUAUAUGCAAACUGGGCAGUUGUACAUAAGUGUCUAUUUACCCAUGACUAAAUGGGUGCAAUGUUACAUGGGUAAACGUAUUCCCACAAAUAUUGUUGGUGUAUUUGUGGAAACUUGGUGGUAAUUUGGUCCGAAGUAUCCAAAAUAGGAGACAAGGAAUUUGGUACAUUUUAAGGGGGGCGGGAGACUGAAGAGUCUCCCAAUUUCCUCCCCUUGUUUAAAAGCUUGAAAGGAAAAGACUAAUAUAGAAACGUAGGGUUGCCACCCUAGAGCAGGCCAAGGGUCCCUAUAAAGCAGUGGCUCUCAACCUUUCCAGACUACUGUACCCCUUUUAGGAGUCUGAUUUGUCUCGCGUGACCCCAAGUUCCACCUCACUUAAAAACUUCUUGCUUACAAAAUCAGACAUAAAAUACAAAAAUGUCACAGCACACUGUUGCUGAAAAAUUGCUGACUUUCUCAUUUUUACCAUAUAAUUAUAAAAUAAAUCAACUGGAAUACAAAUAUUGUACUUACAUUUCAGUGUAUAGAAUAUAGAGCAGUAUAACAAAGUCAUUUUCGGCAUGAAAUUUUAGUUUGUACUGCCUUCGCUAGUGCUUUUUAUGUAGCCUAUUGUAAAACUAGGCAAAUAUCUAGAUGAGUUGAUGUACCCUCUCGAAGGUGUCUAUGUAACCCCAGGGGUAUGUGAGAACCACUGAUCUAGAGCAAUGGUCUAUAUCAGAUACCUAGGAGGCAGCUGCAAAGACACUUCCAGGUGAUAUCCUUGCCCCACUGAAGUCAUUGUAGUUUUGCCAUGGACUUCAAUGGGGCCAGGAUUUCACCCUCCGAUGAACAAUGAAAUGCACAAGCCAGAUGCAGAAUGUAGCCAUUGCUGUUGGUGGAGCCACAAGAGCAGAAGUCCCAGGAGUGAUGGAAAGAACAAGACCCAACUGAAUCUGCUUAGAGAUGACAGUGAGCCCAGAGUUCCUAGGAUUCUGGCUUGAGGUCUAUGCAGAAGAAAGUCACUAGUGGGAUGCUGGGAGGGCAGAUAAGCAGGUGGCUGCUUUUUACCAACAGGAGAGUCAAAUGACAGAGCAAUUGAGAACUUUAAGUGACCGGGAAAACAGAAUGUUCCUGUUGUUCUAGGACAUGUUGUUUCAGUAAGAAAGUCCUAUGGACACUGGACAGGAGACAAAGGAAAGGGCAGCCCAGUUCAGUUCAACAAAUACGCGGAAGAUGUGUGGUUGUAUUGCUUAAUGCACUGCUGGAGGCACCUAGGUACUAUGGUGAUGAUCACAGUGAAAGAACCUAUCUGGACUAGAAUAGAAGCAUACCCGACAGCGAGCACUAGCUGGUCAUGCUUACCAGAGGAGUCCUUUUCAGAGAUUUUGAUGUAGAUUAAAUAAACAAUUCAGAAAAGGUGGAAGAGGCAAACAACCCUGGCAUGUUUCCAGUGUCAGUGAGUCUGGUUUCCCUGGUAAUUCGCUCAGCAGUGAAAUCAGCUGGAGACUCUGGCUAAAGUAAGCACUCCAGGGAAAGACCAUGAGAGUA